This is a messenger RNA of Clonostachys byssicola, 720 nucleotides long. The record is from the annotation of a GenBank genome assembly. NCBI's taxonomy places the organism in Eukaryota, Fungi, Ascomycota, Sordariomycetes, Hypocreales, Bionectriaceae.
AUGCUGCCAUGGCAUCUCAUUCUAUGUGUACAAAUCACAUCCCGAACUAUGGCCUUUCUAAAAGGCUCAUGUCAGGAGGGUGACAACAUCAACCAAUACUAUCACCGCACCAUCGGCGGGGUGCAGGUCAUUGAUACCCCCCUCCUCGCUUUAGAUCAUAGUACGCAUUGGGCUUACAGGCUCAUAAUACGGUCUUGGCUGUUUGGUGCGCUUGUUAUUGACAAAAAUGCCACUCUGCGCGAAUCGGUUGACCUUGAGGUCCACGCCGUAGCCGCAAUGAUGCAUGACAUUGGCUGGGACCCCCAACCCAACUCGCCUUUUGUCAACAGCGACAAACGCGCUCGUUGGGACGAUCGCCGUGUUCAUCUCGUUUGGGAUGCAAUUGCCCUCCACGCCACACCCAGCAUCCAGGCUUAUAAAGAACUUGGAGUGGCCGUUACUGCAACUGGGAUGAGUGCUGACGCCACCGGGCCAAUUCUCGGAAUUACGAGAGAUCAUUAUGAUACCGUUGUGAAUGAGUUUCCUAACUUCGACUUGGUAGACGGUGCCAACAAGACCAUGAUUUGGCUCUGCCAGACAAAGCCUCGGACAACGAUUGAUAUCUGGGUCCAGCCGUGGGGUGAAUACAUCGUGCCUAAUUACACUACAAAAGGGUUUAGAACUAUCGAUCAAGCCCUAGGAUGCAAUGUCCCCAAUAGGCUAGCCAUGCCUGUUUUCUAA